Messenger RNA from Rotaria sp. Silwood2, 810 nucleotides. Lineage: Eukaryota; Metazoa; Rotifera; Eurotatoria; Philodinida; Philodinidae. The record is from the annotation of a GenBank genome assembly.
AUGUCGUCAAAUACAUCAAUUAUGAACAAACAAAAAUCAGAUUCUGUUCUUGAAAUGAAUAAUAUUGAAGAUUAUUCUGUACAAUCGAAAAAAACUUAUUUAUUAACAGAUGACCAAUUAGAAUUAAUAUUAGGACGAUUAAUUACGUUACAUAAUGUUCCUUCACCUCAACCUCAACUUCAACCUCCGAAUCCUUCAAAUGCUAUUGGAAAUCCUGGUCCUCUUGGUCUUGCUGCAUUUGCAUUAACAACAUUUAUGCUUUCAGUAUUUAAUGCUGGUUCAAAUUUAAUUGAUCCUCAUUUAGAAUCAGUUGUUUUACCAGUUGCAUUAUUUUAUGGUGGUGCAGCACAAUUUGCUGCUGGAAUGUGGGAAUAUAGAGUUAAUAAUACAUUUGGUGCAACAACAUUUACAAGUUAUGGAGCUUUUUGGAUGUCUUUUGCAGGUUAUGUUUAUUUAAUUGUACCGAAAAUUGAAGCGGUGAAUAAAACAAAAAAAGCAACUGGUCUUUUUCUUUUAUCAUGGUUUAUUUUUACUCUUUAUAUGAAUUUUGCUGCUUGGAGAGUUUCAAAAGCGAUAUUUGCUAUAUUUACUGUACUUAAUUUCACAUUUUUAUUUUUAAUUAUUGGAACUCUUGGUAAUAUACCUGUUAUAACAAAUAUUGGAGGAUGGUUCGGAAUAAUUACUGCAGUUUUAGCAUGGUAUGCUUCGGCUGCUGCUAUUAUUAAUACAACUUUUAAAAAAUCUUUAUUACCUGUUGGAGCUUAUAAAUCAAAAGAAAAAUCAUCUUCAAUAAUAAUUACACAUUUUUAA